Messenger RNA from Hippoglossus stenolepis (Pacific halibut), 2414 nucleotides. It is a transcript of the gene hoxc8a, whose product is annotated as homeobox C8a. Bases 318 to 1070 code for a protein of 250 amino acids. The transcript has 2 exons. Gene Ontology annotation, biological process: regulation of transcription by RNA polymerase II. Lineage: Eukaryota; Metazoa; Chordata; Actinopteri; Pleuronectiformes; Pleuronectidae. The record is from RefSeq and is a predicted model, not a curated record. Gene Ontology annotation, molecular function: RNA polymerase II cis-regulatory region sequence-specific DNA binding; DNA-binding transcription factor activity, RNA polymerase II-specific. Gene Ontology annotation, cellular component: nucleus.
AAAAGAGCAGCGUCUGUGACUGUGCCGGGCGAGCAAGUCAGCUUUUAAACCGUACACAUCCGAAGCACAAGCCAUGAGCCGGGUUUGAGCCUCGAAAAAAACACCACCCCACUCACGACUGCGAGAGAAAUCCGAUGAGAGGAACGGCUCAGAGAGAGUGAGCUGCCGUAGAUUGUCCAAAGGGGCAGCGUUUCUCCUAGUUCCGGUUUGUCUGCCUGUGCGCGCUGCGCGAGUUGGGACCCUAAACAAAAGGCUGCCAUCAUCCUAAAGGAGAUAUUCCGCUGCGAGAGAGCCCGUCUGCUUGAUGCCAACCAAACAUGAGCUCCUAUUUUGUUAACCCUCUUUUUUCUAAAUACAAAGGCGGCGAGUCACUGGAGCCAACUUACUACGACUGCAGGUUUCCACAAAGCGUCGCCCGCAGCCACACGCUGGUCUACGGACCCGGAGCAGCCGCGCCGGGCUUUCAGCACCCGUCCCAUCAUGUGCAGGACUUUUUCCACCACGGGACCACGGGGAUCACGAAUCCCGGAUACCAGCAAAACCCCUGCGCUCUGGCGUGCCACGGAGACGCAACGAAAUUUUAUGGAUAUGAAGCCCUUCCGAGGCAAACGCUUUAUGGUACCCAGCAAGACGCAAGCCUAGCGCAAUACCCAGACUGUAAAUCGUCGAGCAGCUCUAACCCCGGAGAAGGACAAGGCCACUUAAAUCAAAACACCUCUCCCACUCUUAUGUUUCCUUGGAUGAGACCCCACGCCCCAGGCAGACGGAACGGGAGGCAAACCUACAGUCGCUACCAAACUCUUGAACUGGAGAAGGAGUUUCUCUUCAACCCUUACCUGACCCGCAAGCGGAGGAUCGAGGUGUCCCACGCCCUGAGCCUCACCGAGCGGCAGGUGAAGAUUUGGUUUCAGAACAGGAGGAUGAAGUGGAAAAAAGAGAACAACAAAGACAAGUUUCCGGGUCAGAGGGGAGAGGCCGAAGCCGAGGGCGAGGAGGAGGGCAACGAGGACGGUGAAGUGGAAGAGGCCGAGGAGAAAGAAGCGGAAGAGAAAGAAGAGACCAAGGAGUGAUUUUAUGGUCCUUUUUUAUGGUUAUAUGGCUGAAAAAAGGAAGAAAAAAGAGAGAGAGAGGUCCCAUAAACAGAGGAAGAGUCACAAGGAGCCAGAGAGCGUCAACUUUAUGACCACCCUUUCAUUUUGUCAAGAGGGAACAGGAAUCCCAACAAUAUUGCUGUCAUAAAUAGACAAGAUUCUCCCUUCUCACGUUUCUCCAACAUCGCAUUUCCAUUUGAAAUUUUCUAGAAGCUACACAAGCUUGUAGCAAUUUUGUUUUUGUUUUUGUAUUAGGAGAAGGGGGAAUAAAUCUAAAAACGCAUGUUAGAUGGAAAAUGGCUUAGCUCUUAUUAUUAUUAUUACUAUUAUUUGUUUUUUAACUUUCACAAAUUUGCUUUUUUAAUAAUAACAACAUCAAAAGCCUAGCCAAUAAGAUCAAAGACAUGACCAACGUCGACCUGUGUUGUAAAUAGAUUAUAGCCUACAUUCAAAAAAUAAGAACAUCAUUUCAGUCAGAGUAACCAAUGUAGGCCUAUAACUUAGUAGUGAGUGUUCAGACAUCAUCAUCAUCAUCAUCGCAGCAGUUACAUUGGCUGUCAGCCUGUGUAUAAACCCACACGUUUUAUUCUUCUAAUUGUUACUGUAAACUGUUUUACUCGUCUUCAUGUGAAUGGCCUAGACAAAGAUAGCCAUUAUAGCUCCUCAGACAUCUUCUUGUUUUCUAGGAUAUACCAGGGAAAUGCAAUCGUUUGAAAUCCUUUGAUGCUACCUAAAACCUGGGGAAAUUGCAAUAGAGAUUUCUGAAUAUAAGAGAUUUCAUAUGGUUUUAAUUUUGAAAGUGUUCUAUAUCAAAAAAACCUUAUAUUAUUAAGUUAUGUAUGUAGCAUUUACCCAAUAUUACAAUAUACACUUGUUUGAAGACAAUUUGUGAGUCUUGGGAAGACAAUUAUAGCUCAAAGCCAAGCGAACAAGUUAGAGAUUGUACCACGGCACUACCUAAACUCAGAGCCUUGCCUUUGCAGAAUUUAUAUUCCACACUUACAUGGCAUCGCUCUGAUCUGAUCGCAAGCUAUUUCCCCAACAACUAAAACUGCCUAUGACGCACAUUUUACUGUGUAUGAUAAUACCUGCUACAAUUACAACGAUUAAAACAAAAAAAAAAAAGUAAGGGAAUUUUUAUUUCAAUGUGCUGGUGAUAUAGCGUAGUUGUUUUGCACUGAAUAUAAUCUUUAUGUACGUCUUGUUAUAUAUUGAUGUGAACAAUAUGCUCGUUUCCUGGUGUUUCUCCUGUGAAAGACGGAUUUGUGUGUCCCCCGCCAUUGUUGAUGUAAAAUCACGAAUAAACAAGAUGGCUCACAAUCA